AUGGGUCUAGUCAGGGUGGUGUAUGACAGCAGAUGGCUGUUUGUGGUAGCUGGCCUGCUCGGUUACGUUGCCUACAAGGUCCACGUCUACAACCGGCUCAAGGCAUUCAAGGGACCGUUCAGCUCUGGCUGGUUUGAGUUCUGGCACUCGUACGCAAUUAUCGGCGACAACCAGCACCUCAAGUACAAGGAGGUCUGCGAGAAAUAUGGACCCAUCGCUCGGAUUGGCCCUAACGACCUCAUCACAAGCUCUCGGGACGUGCUAACCCACAUGAGCGCCGUCCGGUCCCCGUACUCGCGCGUCGCUUGGUUCCAUCGGUCGUUCCGGUCCGGGCCAGAGAAGAACAACCUCUUUAGCGAGACCAACGAGGAGGUGCACACGCGAAGGAGACAGCAGCUGGCGCCGGGAUACUCGGGCCGGGAGAACGCCGAACUCGAAGGCACGAUCGACGUGUACGUAGCCAAACUGGUCCACCUGAUCCGCAGCAAAUACCUCUCCACGGCCGCCCGCUCGCGCGCGUUCGACCUCGGCGACCGGAUCCAGUUCUUCGCGCUGGACGUGAUCAACGCGAUCGCGCUGGGCGAGUCGCUCGGCGACCUGGACGCCGACGCCGACCAGCACGGCUACAUGCGGUCGGUCGAGACGGGCAUCAAGAUCAGCCGCGUGUGCACGGCGCUCGGCAUCCUGCCGCUGCUGCAGUCCCCUGUGAUCGCGCGCCGCUUCGCGCCCUCGGAGAAGGACGACGCCGGCUUCGGGCGCGUCAUGCGCCACGCGCGCGCGCGCAUCCUCGCCCGCCUCGAGCAGGGCACCGAGCACCGGUCCGACAUGCUCGCGUCGUUUGUGAGGCACGGCCUGGGCACCGAGGAGCUCGUCGCCGAGUCCAUCCUGCAGAUGAUCGCCGGCUCCGACACCUCGUCCACGGCGAUCCGCUGCGCCAUGCUGUACGUCAUGACCCACCCGCCCGUGUACGCGCGUCUGCAGGCCGAGGUCGACGCUGCCGCGGCCGGGGGCAGCGUGCCGCCCGUCCCCGGGGUCGUGUCGGAUGCGGUGGUGAAGGGCCUGCCGUACCUGCAGGCCGUCGUCAAGGAGGCCAUGCGCGUGCACCCGCCGACCACGGGGCUGUUCCCCAAGCGGGUGCCGCCCGGCGGCGAUACGGUCGUGGUCGACGGCAAGCCGGUCUUCUUGCCUGGCGGCGCCAACGUCAGUUAUGCUUACUACGCCACCCACCACGACAAGCAGCUGUUUGGCGAAGAUGCCGAGGACUUCCGUCCGGAGCGCUGGCUGCUGGAGAAAGACGAGACCAAGUUGGCGGCUAUGCUCAAGACGCACGAGCUCAUCUUUGGCUAUGGCAGGUACCAGUGUCUGGGGAAGCCGAUUGCGCUGAUGGAGAUUGCUAAGGUCGUGUUUGAGGUGAGUUGA
Thermothielavioides terrestris NRRL 8126 is the source of this 1419-nucleotide messenger RNA. RefSeq lists its product as uncharacterized. Gene Ontology annotation, molecular function: oxidoreductase activity, acting on paired donors, with incorporation or reduction of molecular oxygen; monooxygenase activity; heme binding. The transcript has 3 exons. Bases 1 to 1419 code for a protein of 472 amino acids. Lineage: Eukaryota; Fungi; Ascomycota; Sordariomycetes; Sordariales; Chaetomiaceae. The record is from RefSeq and is a predicted model, not a curated record.